CAGACCUCGUCACAGAAUGCCGCAUCGUCGUCUUCUACUAUAUCGCCCUCAUUAGCACCUGCCGUGAAAUCACCUGAACUGACAUCUCGCACCCCCGGAUCCUUCGGGAAGAUAUCUUUUAAUUCCAUGAUGGGGGGUCUUUCCGCGCUCUCUUUAUCUCGCACGACAACGAAUGAAGAUAAGGACAAAGACAAAGAAACUCGCGGACGCAAACGCAAACCUCGCGCCUCGUCUUUUGUACUCCCGUCUUAUACAAGAGACAAGGACAAAGAUAAGGAUACAGCAUCCGUAGCUUCCAAGGAAUCCAUUCGUGCUCGCUCGUCAUCUCCCUUCAGUCUACGCCGUUUCCGUCCCCGCGAUCGUGAUGCAUCUCCUGCUCCUCUUCCUCUCGAGGACUCGGACUGUGACUCCGUCAAUUCACGACGCACACUUGCCGUCCGACCUCGCAAUGCUUUCACAGAAGAUCUGGAUUCAGGUUCAGAGUACGCUGGAGAAGAAACGGAAGAUGAAGAAGACGAAUGGAGCGAUGACGGCGCGGGCAUGUUUGAUUUCGUCACCGAGAGGAACACGGAGCAGAAUGCGCUUAUUGCCGCUCAUGAGAUGCCAAUGGGAGAGCUAGACCCAGACGACGUCACUAUGGAUCCUGACCCAUUGGGUGAAGGUGUCAAUGUUGUGGUGCCACCCGAACCUUAUUUUCCUUCUACUCUGAACCGGUCGAGCUUCACCUCAAUCAAAGGCAAGCGUGGGGGCCCUAAGCGAAAGAAGUCCCGGCACCAUGAAACACUUCCUUUGAAGACUGCUCGUCCACUAUUCCAGCGUGAUAGGUGCACGAUCACUAUGACUCAAGGCGAUCCAGAGGCAUCAGGAAGGCGGAGGCGGAUGUACAUUGUUGCUAGUGACCUCAGCGAGGAGAGUCGUUAUGCAGUUGAGUGGGGUAUCGGCACAGUGAUUCGAGACGGCGAUCAUCUGCUCAUUGUUACAGUUGUCGAGAACGAGGGUAAAGUUGACCCGCCGAUCCCUAACCAAGUGGACCGCGCCAUCAGACUUCGUUCUCAACAGGAACGCCAAGGCCUUGCUUACAUCCUCGUCCGUCAAGCAACAUCGCUCUUGCAACGCACACACUUGAACGUGACUGUCUCCUGCCAAGCAUGGCACUCGAAAAACGCACGCCACAUGCUUCUUGAUAUUGUUGACUAUAACGAACCCACGAUGCUGAUUGUGGGGUCCAGAGGCUUGGGUCAGAUUAAAGGCAUUCUCCUAGGCUCAACAUCACACUAUCUCAUUCAACGAUGCUCCGUGCCGGUCAUGGUUGCCCGCCGCAGGCUCAAGCGCCCCCCGAAGCGCUCCGCCCAUCUUGCCAAGAACCGCAUGCACGUCUCCCUUGCGGAGGCCGGGAUUGACAGAGUCGUCCCCAAGGUUGACCAGGACGUGGCGGUAAUGCGGGACGAGAUGCAGCGUGACGACGAUCGGCGAGGUGAGGAAGAGGAAGGGAGGGUUAUCGACGAGGACGGGGAGGAGCCUGGGGAGGAGGGCGAAGGAGAUGGCGCGGAGGGCGAGGGGUACUUGGGCACUAAGGUUGGGGGGUAACAAAAUGCGAGCUUAAAGCUUGUUGAUUCCCCCCCUGCAUUGAUUCCUCUGGGCUUUGGCAUUGAACUUCUGUUUUUAUUUUUCACUUCAGGCGCACCGAGAUAUGGGUGGUUGUUGAAGUAGUGUUGACACCUGAAUGAUGGGAUGAGCACCAUAACUUGGUCAUGUACAUAUGAUAGCCAUAGACGGAAGUUUUUACGACUUGUAACAUUGGAGCAUUACAAAUCGAUUAUUUUAUCCGCGCAA
Messenger RNA from Suillus subaureus, 1833 nucleotides. RefSeq lists its product as uncharacterized. The coding region runs from base 127 to 1587 and encodes 486 amino acids. The transcript has 6 exons. The record is from RefSeq and is a predicted model, not a curated record. NCBI's taxonomy places the organism in Eukaryota, Fungi, Basidiomycota, Agaricomycetes, Boletales, Suillaceae.